Tarenaya hassleriana is the source of this 801-nucleotide messenger RNA. RefSeq names its product transcription factor bHLH36-like. Gene Ontology annotation, cellular component: RNA polymerase II transcription regulator complex. Bases 27 to 569 code for a protein of 180 amino acids. The transcript is spliced from 3 exons. The record is from RefSeq and is a predicted model, not a curated record. Gene Ontology annotation, molecular function: RNA polymerase II transcription regulatory region sequence-specific DNA binding; protein dimerization activity; DNA-binding transcription factor activity, RNA polymerase II-specific. Gene Ontology annotation, biological process: regulation of transcription by RNA polymerase II. Lineage: Eukaryota; Viridiplantae; Streptophyta; Magnoliopsida; Brassicales; Cleomaceae.
UAUAAUAAUAACAUAUAUAUAUAUAUAUGGAUACUCAUUCCAGUACAAGUUCUUCAAUAUCCGACAGAAAAACAACUGAGAAAAACAGAAGGAUUCAAAUGAAAGCCCUCUACUCCGAGCUCAACUCUCUUCUUCCCGGUUUCCAAACUUCUAGGGAACCGUCGACAGUGGCUGAUCAACUGGAUGAAGCUGCAAACUACAUCAAGAAGCUACAAGUGAAAGUGGAGAAGAUGAAAGGGAGGAAGAGGAAACUAGAGGGUUUGGAGAGACGGGAUCCUGUGUGCAGUGGAUCACGGGAAUCAUCCGGUGUUGGACCAAUAAUUGAAAUCCACGAAGUGGGUCCGAUUCUGAAUAUCGUUCUUGUGACAGGCUUCCAUCACAAGUUCUUGUUCUACGACAUCCUCCGUCUUCUUACGGACGAAGGAACUGAUAUUGUUCACUCUUCCUUCUCCGUUGCUGACGACACUGCCUUCCACACUCUUCAAUGCGAGGUGGAAGAGUAUGGUUAUGGAGCCGGUGGAAGGAUUUCCGAGAGACUAAAGAGGCUUGUGAACAAUGUCUCUAACUAAUUCAAGAAGUUCUCUUCAACGUUACGUCCUCUGCGUACGUAUGUAUUAGUUGUGAUUUAUAUUUUUUCUUUUUGUUUUGUUAAAUGGUUAUAUAUAUAUAUAUACAUACAUGUGCCCGUGUGUGUGUGUAAUAUAAGGUAUAUAUAUGUCGCUCUAUUCUUUUCGCAUUUCCUUUAUCGUAAUUUCUCUUUUUAUGAUAAAGUUUGUAAGUUUCCCCGUGUAUAUACAUGCA